GAGCUCCUGUUGGUCGUGGCAGCCGUCCGUCUGCCGCUAUCCCCGCCUCAAUACGGAGGCUGCUGGGUACUAGGAAGCGACCGCGGGUGGGCCAGGGUCAUGGGGCAGCCGUGGGUGGCGGGGAGCGCGGAGGGGGCGCCUGCGCGGCUGCCUCUUGUGAUCCCGGCGCUGUGGGCCGCGGCCGUGGCCCUGGAGCUGGCCUACGUGCUGGUGCUGGGACCCGGGCCGCCCCCGCUGGGACCGCUGGCCCGGGCCUUGCAGCUCGCCCUUGCCGCCUUCCAGCUGCUCAACCUGCUGGGCAACGUGGGGCUCUUCCUGCGCUCCGAUCCCAGCAUCCGAGGCGUGAUGCUGGCUGGCCGCGGGCUGGGCCAGGGCUGGGCUUACUGCUACCAGUGCCAGAGCCAGGUGCCGCCACGCAGCGGGCACUGCUCCGCCUGCCGCAUCUGCAUCCUGCGCCGGGACCACCACUGCCGCCUGCUGGGCCUCUGCGUGGGCUUCCACAACUACCGGCCCUUCCUGUGCCUCCUGCUUCAUGCUGCUGGCGUCCUGCUCCACGUCUCAGUGCUGCUGAGCCCUGCACUCUCAGCCCUGCUGGGAGCCCACACCCCCCUCCACGCUGCCACACUCCUCCUGCUGCCCUGGCUCAUGCUGCUCACAGGUAGGGUGUCUCUGGCGCAGUUCGCCCUGGUCUUCGUGACGGACACGUGUGUGGCGGGUGCGCUGUUGUGCGGGGCUGGGCUGCUCUUCCAUGGGAUGCUGUUGCUGCGUGGCCAGACCACGUGGGAGUGGGCUCGGGGCCAGCACUCCUAUGACCUGGGCCCGUACCACAACCUGCAGGCGGCCCUGGGGCCCCGCUGGGCCCUCGUCUGGUUCUGGCCCUUCCUGGCCUCCCCCUUGCCUGGGGACGGCAUCUCCUUCCAGACCCCAGCUGAUGGGGGACCUGUGGCUUCCUGACUGCAGGAAGGGCUCAAACUGUACUGGGGGAUAGGGAGUGGGCUGGCCCUUAAUGCCUGCGGCUGCUCCGGAAAUAAUCCAAGCUGCUGCCCCAGCCAGCUUGAGUUGGAAAUUUGGGAUCCAUUUGGCAACUCCAGCCCCUUCCUUCGCCUUGGCCGUGCCCCUGCCCUGCUUGGACCCCUACCCGUCAAGGGCUGGGGCCCUGUGGCUCUGCCUCUGUUAGUGGCCCCAAGUGCUCUGGAGGGUCUGGGAAGGGCUGCCUGGCCAGCCUCGCUGCCUCUUUACCAGGCUAAUAAAGCGCCCACUUAGUUCUUGUCCUCCCUCCGUCUUGGCUUGGUUUCUGGCCCUUGGUUUUGUUGCCUCGGCUACUGUUUCUGGC
This is a messenger RNA of Trichechus manatus latirostris (Florida manatee), 1333 nucleotides long. RefSeq names its product zinc finger DHHC-type containing 24 (gene ZDHHC24). The coding region runs from base 100 to 954 and encodes 284 amino acids. Lineage: Eukaryota; Metazoa; Chordata; Mammalia; Sirenia; Trichechidae. The transcript is spliced from 3 exons. Gene Ontology annotation, molecular function: palmitoyltransferase activity. The record is from RefSeq and is a predicted model, not a curated record.